This is a messenger RNA of Emericellopsis cladophorae, 237 nucleotides long. RefSeq lists its product as uncharacterized. Bases 1 to 237 code for a protein of 78 amino acids. The record is from RefSeq and is a predicted model, not a curated record. Gene Ontology annotation, molecular function: oligopeptide transmembrane transporter activity. NCBI's taxonomy places the organism in Eukaryota, Fungi, Ascomycota, Sordariomycetes, Hypocreales, Bionectriaceae. The transcript has a single exon.
AUGGCCGUCAACACCUGGAGGCGGCACAGUGUCCACACGGGCUUCACGAGCGGCCAGUUGCGCCUGAUGAGGAACUACAAGGAAGUCCCGGAAUGGAUUUACGGCAUCAUGAUUGUGUUUGGCUUUGGCGUGUCAAUCAUCAGCCUCACAGCGUGGCCGACCCGGACGCCCUGUUGGUCCAUCCUCGGCGACACCGGCAUCGGCGCCCUCCUCGCCAUCCCCCCGGGUCUGUAUUGA